Limanda limanda (common dab) is the source of this 2019-nucleotide messenger RNA. RefSeq names its product tumor protein p63 (gene tp63). Gene Ontology annotation, cellular component: nucleus. Gene Ontology annotation, molecular function: protein binding; DNA-binding transcription factor activity, RNA polymerase II-specific; RNA polymerase II cis-regulatory region sequence-specific DNA binding. NCBI's taxonomy places the organism in Eukaryota, Metazoa, Chordata, Actinopteri, Pleuronectiformes, Pleuronectidae. The coding region runs from base 1 to 2019 and encodes 672 amino acids. The transcript has 14 exons. Gene Ontology annotation, biological process: protein tetramerization; apoptotic process; regulation of transcription by RNA polymerase II. The record is from RefSeq and is a predicted model, not a curated record.
AUGAAUUCACCUUACUCAGCUGUGCAGUAUUCUCCAGAGUUUCCCUUGUACCGACUCAGGGACCCGUCCUCCCGUUUGUCCUGGAGAGAGAGCUCCUUCCUCACCACCAUGUCCCAGAACCAGUCAGCACAGACAACUGAAUUCUUCAGCCAAGAUGUAUUCAACCAGCUGUUUGAUAUGCUGGACCAAUCUGCCAUUCAUUCAGUCCAGCCCAUAGAGCUGAACUUCACAGACAGUCCAACAGAUGGGUCUACAGGAAACACCAUCCAGAUCAGUAUGGACUGCAUCACCAUGCACAAGCCUGACGAGACACUUUCAUCGCAGUACACAAACCUGGGGCUCCUGAACAGCAUGGAUCAGAGCAUUCAGAACGGUGGUUCAACAUCCACCAGCCCCUACAACAACGACCAUGCACAGAACAACGUGACAGCCCCAUCACCCUACGCCCAGCCCAGCUCCACCUUCGACGCCAUGUCUCCCUCACCGGCAAUCCCAUCCAACACAGAUUACGCUGGCACUCACACUUUUGAUGUGUCCUUCCAGCAGUCUAGUACAGCAAAGUCUGCCACCUGGACGUACUCAACAGAACUGAAGAAGUUAUACUGCCAGAUUGCCAAGACAUGUCCCAUUCAGAUCAAAGUCCUGACCAACCCCCCCCAGGGUGCCGUGAUCAGAGCCAUGCCUGUUUACAAGAAAGCCGAACAUGUGACCGAAGUGGUGAAGCGCUGCCCGAACCACGAGCUCAGCCGCGAGUUCAACGAUGGUCAGAUCGCUCCUCCCAGCCAUCUGAUUCGUGUGGAGGGAAACAGCCAUGCCCAGUACUUGGAGGACACCAUCACUGGAAGACAGAGUGUAUUUGUUCCUUAUGAACCUCCCCAGGUUGGAACAGAAUUCACCACGAUCUUGUACAACUUCAUGUGCAACUCGAGCUGCGUGGGUGGAAUGAACAGACGCCCAAUUCUCAUCAUUGUCACUCUGGAAACCAGAGACGGUCAGGUAUUAGGCCGCCGGUGCUUUGAGGCCAGGAUCUGCGCCUGCCCGGGCAGAGACCGCAAGGCAGACGAGGACAGCAUCCGCAAGCAGCACGUAACAGACGCCACAAAGAGCAAUGACGGUACGAAACGCCCUUUCCGCCAGGUUUCCCACGGCAUACAGAUGUCUACUAUCAAGAAAAGAAGAUCCACAGACGAGGAGGUGUUCUGUUUGCCUAUUAAAGGCCGUGAAAUUUACGAGAUUUUGGUCAAAAUCAAAGAGUCUCUGGAGCUCAUGCAGUUUCUUCCACAACACACCAUAGAAUCAUACCGGCAGCAGCAGCAAAACCUACUCCAGAAACAGAACUCCAUGCAGUCUCAGUCCUCCUACGGCUCCGGCUCCCCGACUCACGGAAAAGUCAACAAGCUGCCCUCUGUCAGCCAGCUCAUCAACCCGCAGCAGCGUAACACACUCACCCCAUCCAGCAUGUCUGGAGGCCUGACUGACAUGACUCCCAUGAUGGGCAAUCACAUCCCCAUGAACGCUGACAUGAGUUCACUGAGCCCCACACAUGCACUGCAGCAACAGCUCCCCCUGGUGCCUUCCUCCCACUGUACCCCCCCUCCUCCAUACCCCAUGGACAGCAGCAUCUCCAGCUUCCUUAUACGGCUGGGCUGCGCAGGCUGCCUGGACUACUUCACAGCACAAGGCCUAACCAACAUCUACCAGAUUGAGAACUAUAACAUGGAGGACCUGUCCAGGAUGAAGAUCCCUGUGGAGUUCCAGCACAUCAUCUGGAAGGGCAUCUUGGAGCACCGACAGGCCAUGGAUUUUUCCCCACCUCCCCACAUAGUGCGCACCACCAGCGGGGCCUCCUCCGUCAGCAUGGGCUCCUCCGAGGCCCGGGGCGAGCGCGUCAUUGACGCCGUGCGCUUCACCCUGCGCCAGACCAUCUCCUUCCCCCCGCGCGACGAGUGGUCUGACUUUUCCUUCGACCUGGAUUCUCGCCGCAACAAACAGCAGCGCAUCAAGGAGGAGGGCGAGUGA